Molecule: messenger RNA, 3648 nt
Organism: Diachasma alloeum
Lineage: Eukaryota; Metazoa; Arthropoda; Insecta; Hymenoptera; Braconidae
Exons: 1
Coding region: 1-3648 (1215 amino acids)
Source: RefSeq, a predicted model, not a curated record
AUGCAAGAAGACGAAGGAACUACAGACGACGCCUUGAACUCGGAGUUCGAGAAACAAGACGAGUACAAAAAACAGUAUCACGAAGUGAAAUUCAAAGUGCAAGCACUCGAACCUCCACCAGUUAUCCCACCCAUCCAAGUGGUUCAGGGAGACAAUCCUCAAGUUAUACAGGCUAUUCACCACAACAGACGCUAUAAUUUGCCGAAAAUUCAGCCUCCCAAGUUUGAUGGUGAACUCAAGAAUUACCUCCAGUGGUGGAGUUUAUUUAAACCAAUUCAUGAAGACCAAACGAUUCUCAAAGAAGAGAAAUUCACGUAUCUGGUCCAAGGUAUGGUGGAGGGAUCCAAAGCAGCAGAAUUAGUUAAAAGUUUCCCACCCACACCAGAGAAUUAUGAUGAUGCUGUUGCCAGUUUACGUAAUCAUUUUGGGAAAAAGGAAUUGUUAGUUGAAACGUACGUAAGAGAACUUCUGAAGCUCGUUCUCAGCAAUGCAGUGAACAAUAAAGAAAUUAAAGAGUUGUCAAGUAUCUACGAUCAACUCAAAACGCAGUUGAGAGUCCUCGAGUCCAUGGGAGUAACGACAGACAUGUGUGCUGCAAUGUUAUAUCCACUAGUCGAGUCUUCACUUCCGGAAGAACUUCUGCGUGCUUGGCAACGUCAUUCAUCCACACUGCAGAUUCCAGAUGCGAAAGAGAGAUUGAACAAGUUUAUGGACUUCCUGGAGGCUGAGGUAGAAGCAGAUCAGAGAAUUGACAUGGCUAGGAAGGGUUUCAGCAUCUCUACGUCAACUCAGAGUGAGAAUAAUGAGUCAAAGUCCAAGAAGAAAUCGAAAAGUGAGUCUAAAUCCAUACCAACAGCUGCUGGUCUCCUUGCCACCAAAAGCGCUGCAUCAGCUGUUUGCAUUUUCUGUGAUGGAAGUCAUGAUAGUACAGCUUGCGAGAAAGCUAGGAAAAUGACAUUGACUGAGAGGACUGAACUGGCCAAGAAGAAGAAUGCCUGCUUCAAGUGUCUCAAGACUAAUCACAGCUACAGGACAUGCAGACUCAAGGAUACAUGUGGUUGGUGUGGAAAAAGACACGUGCUCCUGAUGUGUCGAGAAAGAACCGAGAGCAGUGGUGCAAAAGAAACAUCUAAAGUCGAGACGAAAGAGCUUAACCUCGCAAACUUCUCUUCAGAUCCCGAAGUUUUACUCCAGACCCUAAAAGUCAAGAUCGUCAAUGGAAAGGCAGAACGUGAGGUGAGAGCAAUUAUAGACACGGGUUCUCAUCGUUCUUAUGUUCUAGCCACAAUAGCAGAGUCUAUGAAAUACGAGGUCUUGGAGCAGAAAACGAUGAUUCAUUCGCUCUUUGGUGGUUCUCGCACUCAGCCCCAACAACACAACACCUACAAAGUUCGUUUGAAGAGUAUCGAUGAUACUUUCGCUUGUAAUUUUGUAGCCUAUGAUCAAGAAAUAAUCUGUCACAACAUACCCAAAGUGAGCAAUGGCCUAUGGGUUGAAGAGCUACGUCGUAAGUCUGUGAAACUGAGUGACGUUGGAGAAGGUCCCCUACCCAUUGCGCUGCUUAUCGGUGCAGAUGUCGCAGGAAAAUUAUAUACAGGUGAUGUGUUGAAUCUCCAGUCUGGUCUUACGGCAGUUGGUACUCGUCUAGGUUGGACACUCAUGGGGAAGACGCAGCAGAAUGCAGGGCAGAGUGAUUCGGUGUUGUCAACUAUCUCCAUGUUUACUCAAGAAGCCAGUGUGUCAGAUCUUUGGAGUUUAGAUGUCCUGGGUAUCACCGACCCAGUUGAAAAGAAAACCAAGGAGAUGCAUCAGAGAGAAGUUCUCGACAAGUUCAUUGAUACCACAAUUGUCAACGAAGAAGGACGCUACGAGACGCUGCUUCCCUGGAAGGAGACACAUCCACCCUUGACAGACAAUCGGGGCAUGGCAGAAAAGAGAUUAGCAGGUGUGCUGAACAAGUUGCAGUCCAGCAACUUUCUCUCAGAUUAUCAGGAAGUUUUCAACAACUGGCUCGAAGAAGGCAUAAUUGAAAAGGUUCCUGACCAUGAGGUAUCGAAAGACAGUUAUUAUCUUCCUCACAGACCCGUGAUUAAAGAAGGCAGCACCACUAGAAUUCGACCUGUAUUUGAUGCAUCAGCAAAAACUAAGCUGGGAACUUCGCUGAAUGAUUGUCUUCAACCAGGGCCAAAUCUCAUUGAACUUAUUCCUAAUUUACUGAUGAGAUUUCGAGAAAGAAGGAUUGGGAUCAUUGCAGACAUCCGUAAGGCGUUUCUUCAGAUCAGUAUAGGUCCUGAGGAUCGAGAUAACUUGAGAUUCCUGUGGAAGGCAUCCUCAGAUGAACUUGAAUACCAGGUGUAUCGACAUCGAAGAGUUGUAUUCGGCGUGUCCAGUAGUCCAUUCAUACUGGGAGCCACUUUGGACUUACACUUGGAUAGAGCUAUUGCUAGCGAAGACAAUGAAAGUGACAGAGAGAUCCUCGGCCAACUGAAGCAGUCAUUCUACGUGGACAAUUGUGUGACCAGCGUGGACACCCUAGAACGUGCCAAGAGUUUCCAAGAAGUAGCUACGAAAACCCUCAAAGCAGGAGAAUUUGACUUGAGGGAUUGGGAACAUUCUGGUAUGAGUGGAGUGAAAGCAGAGUCCUUCGUUCUAGGUCUGAAAUGGAAUCGAGUGAAUGAUACAUUGUCGCUGGUCUACACAGUCCUCCAGGAACAGCCACCAGAGUUGAUCACCAAGAGAAUAAUCCUCUCCAUCGCACAGAAGCUGUUUGAUCCCUUAGGUAUGAUAUGUUCUGUGUUAAUUUAUCCUAAACUAUUGUUGCAGAAACUUUGGGAUGAACAAUUAGGUUGGGACACAGAAAUGGAUAUCAAAACGAGAGAUUCAUUUACCUCUUGGCUAGAGCAGCUCAACUACCUGAGGGAAUUGAUAAUACCACGAUGGAUUUUUGGUGCAGACAUAGCUGAAGCCUCAAUCUAUCUACACGCAUUUGUGGAUGCCAGUAAUACUGCAUAUGCUGCUGUUAUAUAUGCAAGAGUGGAACUACAUGAUGAGGUUGACGUUCGAUUCGUUUUCGCUAAAUCCAGAGUAGCACCAAAGGGGUCAACAACUAUUCCUCCCCUAGAAUUGCUGGGAGCAACGGUGGGAGCACGUCUCAUGCAUUCUGUUGUUUCUGCUCUCACUGAUAAACAACCAGAGUUACAUUAUUGGACAGAUUCCUCAACAGUUCUUGCAUGGAUUCAGCGUGAUAAACCCUGGGGUACGUUCGUGUGGAAUAGAAUUCAGGAGAUUCGACGUUUGUCAGAGGCAAAGGCUUGGAGACAUCUUCCUGGUACCCUCAACCCUGCGGACUUGCCCUCGAGAGGAUGUACAGCAAAGCAAUUAGUUGAUUCAGGCUGGCACAAGGGUCCAGACUGGCUGCGUCUUCCUCCUGAGCAGUGGCCCAGUACUACAGUAAAUGCAGAUGAAGCCGAAGUCAGUAAAGAAAUUCGAAAAACUGUCAACAAGAGUACUAAACAACAGAAGACACUUGAGAGUAGUUCUACGUGUCUCGUGGCUACUGAGGGUUCCACUGAUCAAAGAGAGGGAGAAACACAUUGGUACUUGAGACGCUUCUCCAGAUACUCCAAGAUAAUUCGUCUUUUCGCUUGA